This is a messenger RNA of Talaromyces marneffei, 2313 nucleotides long. RefSeq lists its product as uncharacterized. The record is from RefSeq and is a predicted model, not a curated record. Bases 1 to 2313 code for a protein of 770 amino acids. The transcript has a single exon. Gene Ontology annotation, molecular function: protein binding. Lineage: Eukaryota; Fungi; Ascomycota; Eurotiomycetes; Eurotiales; Trichocomaceae.
AUGCACAAUCAGGGAGAGCUCAGCCGUCAUUGUCAAACUACAUACCGACGCAUAGCUCCCCGACGCUCUGCCGUCACUGCCGUGGCAGAUGUUUUCAUACAGUCGCUGGUGCUUGCUGGAUUCUGUCCUGACCACGCCCCCAAACGACGAACCAGCCCUGUCCAACAUAAAUUCACUUCCACCGGAUAUCGCACUUUUUCAACCUCAACAAAGCAUAAUCUUGAUAUACAGAGCGCUAACACGCCGAAUUUCGGGCUUCCAAACCGCCCAUUUAACCCCCGUAUCCCCCACAUUCAUUCGCAACCAUUAAGUGCAUACGCCGCCAAAAGUGAACUCGACGACCGCGAUGGCCACCAUGUCAGUCAUCUCUCAUCAAAACGGACCAAUGAUAAGAUUUCGACGAUUACAGAGCGAGUCCUAGAUGACCUGCCUCUGGGGAAUGCUGAUCGCGGGACGAUAUCUCCUUCCAACGUACCUACACGGGGGAAGCAAGAGAGACGUACAAAUAUCACACCGCCAAGGCCGGUUCUACGUCUUACUACAUUCAGAGGCCACCACUUUUGGGUCAUAGACUAUAACAGAUGGCUGAAAACGACGAGACGGAGAAACAACAAGGACGGGCCAGCUGUGCAAGGCAGAUGGCAGGUUCCCAAAUUGAUCAUUGAUCUCAAGUUACUAUUGCCAGCCAUUGAAGAUCGCACCAAGUCGAAUCAAUAUAUUUUCAGUCUAUACAAACGACUACCUAGCCCAGGGGUAAACCGUCUUUCUGUCGAGGAGAGAGCACAGCUACUGUAUCGCUUUGCACACCCGCCAGAUAGGCGUCGGUCUAAUGCUCGCUACUUUCUAAGUCUUUUCAACGAUAUGAUUGAUGCUGGCUUCAAGGUAUCCAAAUCUUUGUGCACGUCCGCUAUUUAUUUCACGGCUCACAAGGUGCCCCGACUGGAGAAACGAGACUUGAUGGAUGCCAUCGCUAUCUGGCAUCGCAUGGAGACCAUAUAUGGUCUCGAAUCAGAUAGCGUCGUGUUUGAGCUACUGUUCAGGAUAGCUACUCUUUCUGGUCAUUUCGCGGUGGGUGAUCGCUUGUACCAGGAGAUGAAAAACCGAGGAAUGAGCCUCUCCCGACGGGGCCAUGUGACCAUGCUAUACUCCUACGGAAUAAGAGGUGACGUUGAAGGAAUACACAAAAGUUUUGAAGAGUUUGUCUCAACGGGCGAAGUUGUGGAUACAACUGUUCUUAAUUGCUUGAUCUCCUCCCUUCUAAACGCUGGAGACUUAACCACGGCACAACAAGUUUAUUCUCGCAUGUUGCGAAGUUCCCCGAAAAGUAUAGCCACAGCCGCAAAAGAGCACCCUCAGGCUGUUCUCCUCCCCUCGACAUCCACUGAUUUUGCGGCUCGGAGAUUGAGAGCUCAAAACCUUUGUAUGGUUUUCGAGACUUACCUAGAAAGGAAACAGAUGCAAAAUAAUGCACUUGUACCUGAGUUGUUCAUUCCGAUCGUGCCCAACAUUAGAACAUUCGCCAUCAUUCUCCGUCAUCAUUGCUUUUUUACGGGCGAUCUGAUAGCCAUCAGUCAGCUCCUGAACGAUAUGGAGAAAUUCUUUGAAAACCCACCUAGGGUAAUCAUUUACUACUUCUUAUUCCGGGGGUUUGGUACUCAUUCAUCAACCAAAGGAUGGACAGAAGAGCUGCUGUUAGGAGUUUGGGGCGCAUUCAAGCGUGUGUUGUAUGACUCCUAUGAAAGAAUGAACGAUUCUGAAAGUUUGUGGCUGCAUUCAAAGCCAGCAGGAAUAUGGGAGAAUCCGUUGAAAUCUUUCAAUAUAUACCAACUGGGGUCUCACACCCACUCUCUAGAGUUGGCUGACGACCAGAGUCGGGAAAGUAAUAUGAGCAAAAAGUAUGAGAACGAUAUGGUCGAUGAAGACAAGCAAUUUGGUGAUAGUACAGAAGAAACAGCCACCGACGAAGGCAAGGGAUUUGGCGGCGAUGUUGCAGGUGAAGCAUCCGAAAAUGAAGAUCUCAUGACACUCUUCGAUCAGUUAACGCAGUAUGGACGACUUCAAGAGGAGUGGUUUCCUGAUGAAAAUAUGAGACGAAGACUUGAGAAUGGCAUGUUUCUCGGGAGAGAGCUCAACAUCGUGAUUCUGAAAGCAUUUGGCGCUCACUGUGACGCUAAGACUCUGCUGCGUGUAUACGCGGAUAUUGAGAGGAUGUGGAGGCCUAGCAAAAGAUUGGCUGUCGAUGUGAAUAGCGUGAGAAAAGAGCUGCAGAGGCAGCUAGUGAGGGCACAAAAGAGAGAACGAGAGAAGUUAUAG